CAUUCUCCUACCCGUUACACUUGAAGCAUGCGAACACUUCUGGGGCAACGCAGGCUCUUUCAGGUAAUACAUCGAACACUUCCCCUCCAUCAAAUCCAUUCAGCAUUCAGCUUCAUCUGCACCCAAACACCCGAUAAAUUUCCCGAGAAAACUUUUGAAACAGAGAAGCAAGAAGAACAGAGACCCAAGUGCUUGUCUUAUAUGAUCGAAAGUCUCCAAAGAGGGAAUUUAGUGGGAUCUGCCGUUCAGAACUGGAUGGGUGAGGGUUUACCUGUUCAGAGAGGUGAUAUUUACCACGCCAUUAACCGUUUGAGGAAGCUCCGGUUCAAUAAACGCGCGCUCGAGCUGAUGGAGUGGGUGAUCAGAGAGAGGCCUUACAGGCCAACAGAACUCGAUUAUUCUUAUAUGUUGGAGUUCACCAUUAAACUUCAUGGGGUAUCACAAGGCGAGAGGCUUUUCUCUCAUGUCCCUGCAGAAUUUCAGAAUGAGUUGCUCUACAACAACCUUGUAAUUGGAUGCUUGGAUAAAGGUAUGAUAACUCGUCCAUAUGCAUAUAUGAGGAAAAUGAGGGAGUUGGGUUCCUCCAUCUCACACUUAGUUUUCAACCGUCUCAUUAUUCUCCAUUCCUCUCCAAGGCGAAAGAAAAUGAUCCCAAAAAUCCUUACUCAGAUGAAGGCUGAUAAGGUGACUGCCCAUGUCUCUACCUUCAACAUUCUCAUGAAAAUUGAAGCAAAUGAACACAAUAUUGAAGGGUUGGUGAAGGUAUUUAAUGACAUGAAGCAAGCAAAAGUUGAGCCAGAUGAGGUAUCUUUCUGCAUUUUGGCUACUGCACAUGCAAUUGCAAGAUUGCAUACAGUUGCUGAAGCUCAUGUUGAAAAUGUGGAGAAGUCCCUUACAGGAAAUAACUGGUCAACAUACGAUGUGUUGAUGAUAUUAUAUGGUUAUUUGCAGAAGGACAAGGACCUAGAGAGAACUUGGGCCAUUGUGCAAGGGCUCCUCCAUGUUAGGGCUAAAAGUUACAUACUGGCAAUUGAAGCAUUUGGUAGAAUUGGACAGCUUAGUCGAGCUGAAGAGCUUUGGUUAGAAAUGAAGUCGACAAAAGGAUUGAAAUCUACUGAGCAGUUCAAUUGUAUAAUAUCUGUGUACAGCAAAGUUGGACUUAUUAAAAAAGCGUCUGGGGUCUUUAGAGAAUUGUUGGAGAAUGGAUGCAAACCAAAUGCCAUGACUUACCAACAUCUUGCUUUGGGUUGUUUGAAAGCAGGACUGGUAGAAGAAACCUUGAAAACUCUGGAAAUGGGAAGAGAAUUGGCCACAAGCGACAGAGUCAAAAGAUCAACUCCAUGGUUGGAGACCACUCUUUCAAUAAUAGAACUUUUCUCAGAGAAGGGUGAUGUAGAUAAUGUUGAGAAGUUGUUUGAAGAACUUGUAAAAGCAAAGUAUACCAAGUAUACUUUUGUUUACAAUACUUUGAUUAAGGCCUAUGUGAAGGCCAAGAUUUAUGAUCCAAAUUUUUUGAGAAGGAUGAUUCUGGGGGGAGCUAGGCCAGAUGCCGAGACCUAUAGCUUGAUAAAACUUGCUGAGCAGUUUCAGACAUCGAGUUGACUUGCCUCACCUGAUAUGCUCUACUUGUAUAUGGCUGUAGUGUGUAUUUUUUUUUGCAGAAAGACAAUAUAUUACUGGUAAGACAGAAAAUUUUAUGAA
Molecule: messenger RNA, 1701 nt
Organism: Tripterygium wilfordii
Lineage: Eukaryota; Viridiplantae; Streptophyta; Magnoliopsida; Celastrales; Celastraceae
Product: pentatricopeptide repeat-containing protein At1g07590, mitochondrial
Exons: 2
Coding region: 28-1602 (524 amino acids)
Cellular component (GO): mitochondrion
Molecular function (GO): protein binding
Source: RefSeq, a predicted model, not a curated record